Messenger RNA from Pelodiscus sinensis (Chinese soft-shelled turtle), 1188 nucleotides. RefSeq names its product aldo-keto reductase family 1 member B7-like. Gene Ontology annotation, molecular function: oxidoreductase activity. Lineage: Eukaryota; Metazoa; Chordata; Testudines; Trionychidae. The record is from RefSeq and is a predicted model, not a curated record.
AAGAGAAUUGGAGCAGACAAGCCAUGACCAGCUACGUGGAACUAAGCACAAAAGCAAAGAUGCCCAUCCUGGGCCUAGGAACCUGGCAGUCCUCCAUUGGGAAAGUGAGAGAUGCGGUGAAGUUUGCCAUUGAUGUUGGAUACCGCCAUUUUGACUGUGCCUAUGUUUACCAAAAUGAAAAUGAAAUAGGGGAUGCCAUCCAAGAGAAAAUUGAGGAGGGAGCUGUGACACGGGAGGACCUCUUUGUUGUCAGUAAGCUGUGGUGCACACGUCAUGAGAAAUCUCUGGUGAAGGGAGCAUGCCAGAAUACCCUUGCUGCACUGAAACUGGAUUAUUUGGAUCUCUACCUGAUGCACUGGCCCAUGGGAUUCAAGGCCGGAGAAGACCUGUUUCCGACAGAUGAGAAUGGCAUGAUCAUUCCUAGUGACACAGAUUUUCUGGACACAUGGGAGGCUCUGGAAGAACUGGUGGAUGCAGGACUGGCAAAAUCCAUUGGAAUCUCUAACUUUAACCGUGAACAGAUAGAGAGGCUCUUGAACAAACCUGAUUUAAAAUACAAGCCAGUGAAUAACCAGAUUGAGAGCCACCCAUACCUUCCUCAGGAAGAGCUGGUUAACUAUUGCCAGUCCCAAGGGAUCUCUGUCACUGCUUACUGUCCCCUUGGAGCACCCAACUGGCCUCAGCCCAAGUCUGAGGCUAUUUUCCUCUUAGAUGACCCCAAAAUUAAGGAGAUUGCAGCCAAGUAUAGUAAAACCUCAGCUCAGGUUCUGAUCCGGUUCCACAUCCAAAGAAAUGUGAGUGUAAUUCCCAAGUCUGUCACUCCACAUCGUAUUGAGGAAAAUUUUAAGGUGUUUGACUUUGAAUUAACUAAGGAGGAGAUGGAAACCAUCCUCAGGUUUAAGAAGAGAUAUAGAAUCUGUUCCCUAACCACAGGCAGAAAUCACAAGGACUAUCCUUUCACAGAGGAUUAAACCUGGAUUUUUUUCCAGGACUUAGAAGGAUUGUAUACUACUGAUUCUUUAGUUCAGUUAGAAUACCAUGUUCACAUGAAGUUCUAUAGGAAGCUUAAAGAACACAUCCUGAAGACUGUCCAGUUUGAUUCCCUUACAUCUACUAUUGUAGCCCUUUAGCUGUUUGAUAUUUUAUUUUUAUGAUAUAAAAGCAUGUUUUCACCUUUAAUAAAAUGUA